Messenger RNA from Cyprinus carpio (common carp), 6238 nucleotides. RefSeq names its product coiled-coil domain containing 141. Gene Ontology annotation, biological process: axon guidance. NCBI's taxonomy places the organism in Eukaryota, Metazoa, Chordata, Actinopteri, Cypriniformes, Cyprinidae. Gene Ontology annotation, cellular component: cytoplasm; plasma membrane. Gene Ontology annotation, molecular function: guanyl-nucleotide exchange factor activity. The record is from RefSeq and is a predicted model, not a curated record.
CAGUCUUAUUUGUGAGUGAAUCAUCUAGACAGGUUUUGUGAAUUGGAUCAUUGAAAAGAUUUGACUAGAAUUAAAUUGUUCAAGAAUAAGAUGUUGCUUUGCUCCUCAAAGCAUCAGAGAAAGCUAAAGCAGAUGCAUGAUUUUUUUUUCAGUAUUGUAAUAUAGCACUUGCAUCAACUAUGUGCUUUUUUGUCCUUUUGACAUGAGACUAAAAUGACUAAAUGGUGAGCUUUUUUUCUAAGUUGUUUCUAAUAUGCUCUAUUGUGAUGAAAAGCAAAGGUUAGCCAGUGAGACAAGCAAGGGGAGAGGAGAGAGUAACAGACUUGCCAAAGCAACCAAACGGGGUGUGUCAAAUGGCUCUCUGCACAGUGUGAUAAACUUAGUGGACAUUUCUAUUUUUAACAUGCCUCUCUCUACCCUGUCAACAUAGACGGCUGUAUUUGCCCCAUACUGUUCAUUCAUGCCAGUGGUCCACGGUGGAUUCUGCAAGAGCCCGGGAAUGCUGGAAGACCUUUGAAGGGUUAAAGGGUUGACCUGCAGUGCAAGUGGAUCUUUGAUGUGGACGUGGGCUGUGUAACUUUAAAAACCCCAGAGGACUUCACUCUGUUUGGGUUUAGCCACCUGUCGGGACAGUUAUGGACUUUUGAAAAGGGGUAGAUUUGGAUUACAGCAAGAACCUGUGUGUACUGAGCUUUGUUCUGACCUUUCUGGUUCUUGGACGUGUGGACUCAACGGUACAAUGUCCAUAAUGUCCAGUGAAGGUGAUGCUGGAGGUCAGCCUUCCACAACAACAAUCAGCACCGUAGCCGUACAGGCUGGAGACUCACAGAUUGUUGUAGCGGUGCUGAAGUGUGGCGAGCUGGUGCAUCUACAACUGACUGAAGCACAACCCAACCUACUGGAGAUUGGAAAUAAUCAGGAUGAAACCAAAAAGCUUCUAGAGGAACAUGAGCAGCUCCUUGCCAAACUUAAGAAAAAUGAAGGAGGUGUGUGGGCUUUGCUGGAGGAGGCUGAUAAAACAGCAGCUCAGAAGGAAGGAGAGGAGCUGGUUUAUAAGGCCAUGGCGGUCUCUCUCAGCGAGGCUUGGAAAACACUGGUGGCCCACCUGGAGAAGAGGAGAUCACUUCUGAUCUUGGCAUGCCAUUUCUUUGAGUGUGCUCUGGAGUUUGCCAUUAGGAUAGAUGAAGCUGAAGACUUUCAGAGCGUUGGCCAGAAAUCAAUCACUGCAGACAACACGAAUGAACUGCUUCAAAGACACAGCGCUAUUAGAAGAGGGAUGUUGGAGAAGUCAAUGCUGGUGUUGAAUAAGAGUCGUGAGUUGCUGGAAUUUUUGAAGGACUUCCAGUCCCUGCAAGCCCUGCAGUAUGGCAGAGCUUCUCACGGGGCCUGGAGCAGCUUUGGAAAGGUGGAAGGUUUAAUGGAGAUUCUGCAGGACAGACGCCGGCAAGUGGACCUUUGCAUGAGACAACAACAGCAUGAGCUGGAAAUGAUCUACCGGAUUCAACAAUGGGAGAGACAGGAACAGGAGGUAACACAGUGGUUUAAGGAAAAGGCUACUUUGUUUUUGGAAAACAGUCAGCUGGGUUCAUCUCUGUCAGAAAAUGAGGAGUUGCUACGUGAAUACAAAGAGUAUGAACAGAAAGCCAAGGAGUGGGGUGUGCUGGUUGAGAGGUUGCUACAGCAGGCAUCAGAUCUGCUUUCCUCAAAUGAGUCCACACAACUUCAGCACUUGUCAGAGAAGAGUGAAAAACUCAAAGCUACACACGAUCAGUUCUGGAGCCUCAUGUUGAAUCGUCUGGCUCAUCUGAAAGAGAGCAAUGCCUUUUACAGCAGUGCUAAUAAAGCAUUUGAGGUGCUGAGCACCGUAGAGAUUGCUAUAAAGGAACUGAAGAAUCAACCUCUGCCAUUACCUGAACUGGCUAGGAAACAUGAAGAGUUUUCACGGAGUAUAAAAGACACAUCCGCCGAGCCUAUUCAGAGAGGUCAGCUGAUAAUUCAAAAGCUCGAUCCACAAAGUGCCCAAGGUGGAGGGCUGCAAAGGAUGCUGGGAUACAUCAAAGAAAGAAUGGAGGUUCUGAGCCAUGAGUGUCAUGCCCACAGAGAGUUAACAGGCAAAAGGCAGCAGCUGGUGUCUUCAUUUGAAGAACUAGUGGAUAAGGUCUCUGCUUGGAUUAAGAGUAGCAACAGUGUCCUUUCUUCUAGUACAGAGCCUGGUUCGUCUCUAACUGAGGCUGAGGACACCCUUAACAAGCAUGUUGAGCUACUCUCACAGUCUCAGGAUGCUCUGAGAGAAUCAGAGGCUAUAGCUGGUUUUAUAAAGGAACUAAAGGGGCUGGAAUCCUCAGAUACAGUCGAGUUGUCUAACAAAGCCUCACUUCUUGCAGAGGAGAUGAAAACACUGGUUAGAAACAUUUCAUCACAUGUGGAAAGCCUCAGACCCUAUGUAGACUUUCUGCGCUGUGCAGAUGAGGUUGAGGAGAAAAUAAGGAUACUUCAGGAAUGCUAUAAGAACAGGCCAGAGGAAGAGGAGGAAAAUGAAGGAGCAGGUGCAUCCAUGAAGGAUAUGUUAGAUGCUAAGUGGCAGUCAUUGCUGCAGAAGUUCUUCACCAUGCAGGAUCUGGGCAACAAUUUUAUUAACUCCUCUAACAUGAUCAGUGGCAACCUGAAUCUAAACAUUAAAGCAGCAGGGCAUGUUGUAGAAAAAUAUAUGGAGACACUGACCAAGAAGAAAUCUGAACUAACAGACUUGUGGACAUCCUGGCAAUUGCAUCACAGUCAGAUAAAAUCUGUAAAGAAGCAAUGGAAAAAAAUUAAGGAUCAACUAAAAAAGGCUCUUCAUGAUUUAAGGGCGAUGGAGGAGAUUUUUGCUCCAGCAUCAAAGGUUGAUUUGGGGGGUGAUUCUCAGGCUGUGUCUAAGCUACAGGAGAACUUCAGCACUGUAAAGCCAGAAUUCCUGCAACUGAAUGCAAAAGUGGAAUUCCUGGUUGAGACAUCCGAGCUGCUCAGCUUGAAGGGAAUACCGAUAAAAGAGAAGAACGAGAGAGUUUCUGAGCUCCUGCAGCUACAUCAGCGUGUCAAAGAUAAAAUCAAGGAGUAUGAAACCAUUCUCAGUAUGGCCGGUAAAUUUCAUCAGCUUUAUCGAGAGCUGGAUACUGUAUUACAAGCAGAACCAGUGACUGUGUUCAGUGACACCAGCCAGGCCAGGACCCAGUUGAGCCAACACCAAGAGAGGCAGAGUCACAUUCACCAUCUGUACAAGCUCGCUCUCUCGCUGGGUGCAGAUCUCACCAGCACUGUGCAGCAGUCGCGUCUGCUGGUGCUGUCAGUGCAGCAGUUACAGGAGAAACUGGAAAAAUUGGAGAGAGGACGCAUUGUAUGGAUUGCUGAGGCCAACAAGUGUGAAGAGAGUUUGAUGAACAACAUCCACUUCUGCCUCUAUAAGGAAGAGAUCGGUGAGCUGAGAGAGUCCUUUAAAGAUCUCAAAAAGAAAUUCAACAAUUUGAAAUUCAACUACAUGAAGAAAAAUGAGAAAUCGAGAAACUUAAAGGCGGUGAAAAAUCAGAUCCAGCAAAUUGAGAUUUACAUUGAAAAGCUACAGGUUUUGAAGAAGAAGCUGCAAGCCUUCACUCUGAAAGUAUCCAGCAGCAGUGAGAGGCAUUUAAUUGGCAACAGCCUCAGAGAGAUUGAGGAUGCCUUAAAUGAGUUGCAGAGACAGGUGGGCGAUUUUGACAGGACGGUGGAGGAGUACAAACAGAACCUGGACAUGAAUGUCAAGCUCCAGCAAGCCUUAGAGGAGUAUCAGUUCUGGUGCGACGAAGCAAGCUCCACAAUUGUACGUGUGGGUAAAUAUUCCUCUCAGUGUAAGACUAAGGAAGCAGUCAGCUCUCUCUACAAACAGUUUGAAAAAUUUGUGUGGCCCACAAUCCCACAGCAAGAGGAGAGAAUUAGCCAGAUCACAGAGCUGGCAGUACGGCUACAUGGUGCUGAAGAAGGAAAGAAAUAUAUGGAGAAAUCAAUCAACAAACACCAUGAAAUUGUGGAAUCAAUAAAAGAACUGUCAAAUGGACUGCUGGACCUUGAGGCCAAACUUCAGUUGGAGACCUUGAAACAGCCUCUAACACCUGAAGACAACAACAAACGGGACACCAUUGAUACGCCUGAACCAAAGGAAAGUGGGCAUACCCCUGAGAUGACAGGCCCACACUGUACUAAAGAGAUGCCUGUCAACAAGAAUCCAGAAAACAAGAAACCUCAGCUUCGCAAGACACUAUGCCAAGAUCUCCCAGACAAACAUCAUCCAGAGCAUCAAAAAGUACUGUCAGAGACCAGGUUGUACACACAGGAGGCCUUUUCCAAGACCAGCAAAAUGGAGACCAUCACAAGCAAAUCUACUAUAGAGAGAAGAGAAGAGAUGCACACCUCUUUCUCUCACUCCCACAACAUUAAUGUAAGCCAUUCCCCUGCAGAGUGGGAUAAGAGUCACAUUCUGCAGCAAACCAAGAGAGACUCACAAGAAACCCCACCUCUUCUUCCUCCACUUCCACGGGAUCAAGGCGUGUCACAUCCAAGCAUCAUAAGGGAGCUGCAGUGUGCUGUUCAGAAAACCAACUCUGAGGACAAGUAUCAGGCCUGUAGUAGAAAUCAUCCUUUUCACUCAUAUUCCAAGACUUCUGCUCAUCAUUCUUUAGAGGAGGAAUAUUUGCAACAUGGGACACAAGAGCCAGCAGCUCCUGUACCCGAAGAUGACUUCCAGCCUGACCAUCUCACUGAGGAAUCACUCUCCAAUGAUGAGUACGAAUGCACCUCCCCAGAUGACAUCUCUCUACCUCCUUUAUCUGAGACUCCAGAAUCCAACAUUAUUCAGUCAGAAAAUGACCUUGAUGACGGCUAUUGCAUGAGCUCUCACAGCCUUCACAUUAACCAGCACAGUCAUCAGUCUCACUCCCAGCACGGCGACACACUUCACCAGAGGCAGCGGGAGUGGAUGUCGAGUCAGGCCGAGAGCUACCCAUCUCCCACCACUGGCUUGGGGGCCCGCUUCAGAGCAGAGUCGUCCUCUUUUGUUCAAAGCCCCCUCACAGUACCUGCCCCUAGCCUUGUAUCAAACACCAUAUCCAGCAUCUUAAAAAGCAAAUCUGGCAACCCACCAUCAAGCGGCAUCACUGAAACACAUUACUCAGUGCAUGAGAGUUGUACAGAGAUGCAAAAGUGUGUGCAUGAUUCUAGUACGAGUCAGUGCCACAGCGGUCAGCCCAAUAACACGCAUGCUACCCCUACUCCAUUAACCACUGAGCAGGACUCAGAUCUCUGCAAGCCCACAGCCAUCCGAGAGGAGAUCAGGCGGGCAUCUUCCAAAAAGGUUAUGGGAAAACUGGCAGGUGGCACAGGCCCUAACUUCUCCAAACCCUUGUCUAAUGCCACAGUAAUGGAGGGCUCUCCGGUGACCCUGGAGGUGGAAGUCACUGAAUUCCCUGAGCCUACAUUAACCUGGUUCAAGAAUGGACACAAACUGGCCAAUGAUGAGCACAUAGAACUAUCCCAUAAAGAAGGAAAACAUACAUUGUUCAUUCACAGCUCUGCAGUGAGAGACUCUGGGCAGUAUGUGGUCACUGCCUCUAACUCAGCCGGCACUGUCACAUCCAGCUCCAUGCUGCAGGUCAAAGUGCACAGGGUCACUCCACACUUCCUCUCCAGACCGGAUGAGCAAAAUGUAUUAGUGGAAGAAGACCUCAGCUCACACUGCACUUUUCCUCAAAUGCUUUGCAAGAAAGAUUAUAAGACUGCAGCAUGUGAUGACAGCCAAGUGAGUCAAACAGCAUACACAGUCUGAAACCAUAGCAUUCUGCAAUUAUUUCAUUGUCACCAUACCUUUGAGAGGGACAUAAUGGAAGGAAGAAAAUGUGUCCACUGGUACAAUAGACACAUUAAAAUAAAUUGUAUAUAUAUUUUUUAACAGAAGCCAAAACUUUCAUAAAGGCCAGUGAUUAUGGAACAUAUAAGACGGAUCUGGAAAACCCAUUAUCACUCAUCAGAUGCUGUUUAGGGGAAAAACUUUGGAUAUCAGAGUUCACCGAUCCUGAUCUUCUCAUUCUUUGUGAAUUGUUCAUAAUUAUAAUAUCUGUGACACUGUUGUUUGCGACAGAUAACUUGGUAUACAUUGCCUUGCAAAAGUAUUCUGUAUCCAAUACCAAUAAAUGUCAUAUACACAUUCUGAACAAAAAUAAACAACUUAAAAACA